Messenger RNA from Aspergillus chevalieri, 1239 nucleotides. RefSeq lists its product as uncharacterized. The transcript is spliced from 2 exons. The coding region runs from base 1 to 1239 and encodes 412 amino acids. The record is from RefSeq and is a predicted model, not a curated record. Lineage: Eukaryota; Fungi; Ascomycota; Eurotiomycetes; Eurotiales; Aspergillaceae.
AUGGCAACCCCAAUCUACUCCCCUUCUCCGCGCCUCGACCGCUUCCAGCAAUCCCUCGAAUCCAUCUACGGCCCCUUCUCCAGCAUCCCAGACCCAAGCACAUGGACACCGCCGCCCAAAUCCGGCGGCCACCGCGGCCGCUACCUCUGGACAGAUGCCUACGGCGUGCUGAACCUGCUCACCAUGCACCGCGAGUACACGGCCACUCUGGACCUCACCACUAAUACUUCCGAAAAGGAGAAGAACCGGUAUCUCACGAUGGCGGAGCGGUUGGUGGAGACGGUGCAUGAGGUGCUCGGACGGACGAGGGAUGGGAAGAGGCGCUUACCCGGCGCGAGCGAGGAGAAUGUGGUUGGUGGGGGGUUGAGGAUUGGGAAGGAGGAGGAGAGCGGGAUGGAUGGGGAUGGGCAGUAUCAUCAUUAUUUGACGGUGUGGAUGUUUGCUUUGAACAGGUUGUCCAUGGCGACUGGAGACGGGAGGUAUAAUCGGCAGGCUGUGGCGCUGGCGAAGGCGAUUCAUCCGCGGUUCUUUGUGAAUCGGAAAUCGAGUCGGCCAAGGAUGGUGUGGAAGAUGGCGAUGGAUUUGUCGGCCCCGUUGGUACAGUCGGAGGGGAAUUUGGAUCCGAUUGAUGGGUUUGUUGUUUUUAGGCUUUUGCAGGCUGCUGCUGUGAAGUUUGAUGGGGAGGAGAGUGAGGGGGUGUUGAGUGAGGAGAUUGAUGAUUAUCGAAGGGUGAUGGCUCGUAAGGGAGAGCAUUUUGUGUCGAGUGAUCCGUUGGAUUUGGGGAUGACGCUUUGGACUGCGCAUUGGUUUUCUGAGCGCGAGGAGUGGGCGGCUAGACUCGCGGGACGGUGUUUUGAGCAGCUUUGUAUGCCCCUCCUUUCUUUUCCUUCCCCCAUUUCUGCCAUCCCAGCUAAUGAAGUAGACGACCUCUUCGAAAUAAACCGCUACCUUGAACGAAAUGUCAAAUACCGGCUCGCCUUCCGCGAAUUCGGCACCGCUCUCGGCGCGCAGUGCCAGUCGCAUCAAUCCACCGAGAAAGACCGUGCCGUGGAUCUUAAGAACUACGCCGAUGCUAUUAUCACCGCGUGGGAUCCGUAUAUGGAGUUGACGCUGGGGUCGGAUUUGAUGCAUGAUGAUCUAAGGCCGAUCACGAGGGUUAUGUAUGCCACUGCUUUGGUUCCGGGAGCUUUUCAAUAUGGGUAUUUUGGUCCGGAGCCUAAGUCAACACUUGAGAAAUAG